Messenger RNA from Porites lobata, 2077 nucleotides. Lineage: Eukaryota; Metazoa; Cnidaria; Anthozoa; Scleractinia; Poritidae. The record is from the annotation of a GenBank genome assembly.
UUUUUCGUCAGUGCAGGCUGCUACACACUAAUAAGAGGACGUCAACUACAUUUGACUUAGGUAAGUUUGUUUUUCACAACUUGUGGCGGGUUUCCUUGGAUUUCAAGCGCAGAUAGAAUAGAAAAGACAGUCUUGAAGCUGUUUCUCCAAAUCAAAUCAACAGAAACUAAUUAAAAACGUUAAUGAAUCAAACGGUUAAUUUUCAGACCGAUCCUUUAUCCCAAUAGCUCAACAACAGAACAGUUUUGGGGGAGUAAACAAUCCCUUUGGGAAUCAAACCCGUAUUGGACCUUUUCUCAGACAUAAAACGACAGUCUUUUUAUUGCGAGACAUUUGACUGAAAUUAAGAAGUUUGAAUUUAAGUUGUAAUCCCCCAAAAGAAAUUCCACUAGAGGGUUUUGUGCAUCUCGGUUUUGCUGCUGUUUUAGCUUGCAUUUCUUCGUAUGUAGCUUUCGACCGCUUUUGAUUAUAUAAAGCCAAAUUAAGGUAAAAGGGAUAAGUAAAGUAAUUUGGUAAAAAUAUACAGUUAUGUAGUUGAAAAAAGAAAUGAAACUAACAAGGGAAAAGCCUUAAAUUGUUAAAGCAUAUCUAACAUUCGAAAGAACUGCUCUUUCCCAUUUUCAAUAAAAAAAAACCAUUCCUAAGAAGCUUUCACAAGUAAACACUGCUUUCCAAUUUAAACUUAAUAACUUCAUCUACACGUAGAAAAGAAGGUCACUCUUGUACCGACCGUAAACGUUCAUUCCUUAAACCGCAUUAAAAAUUACCAUAUAAACAGCUUUAUUAUAUUACUUCACUUAUUUACGAUCUAUUGGAAUAUUCUAAUAAUAUUUUUUAAAAAAUGAUACUCGCGAAAAAGAGCUUCCAAAUUUGGGCUUACAUGUAAUCAAGUACGCACAAAAAUGCAUGUAUGACGUAAAAAAAGCCUCGAGGCUCAAUCUUUCCCUUGGGGCCUGUCAUACUUUGUUUAACGUGAAUUAGGCUAUCCUACUGGAAUUAGUAGAAUCUAACGUAAAGUUUUCCAUCAGAUGUAAAAUCGCGUUGCAAGGCCUGCCUUUGAAAAUGCAAAAUGACGGUUCAACAAUGAAUAUCUCAAUUUUCUUUAUCCACUUUAGCCAGAACAAUCAUUUGACCGCCAUGAACAAGCUAUUGGUUAUAACACUGGUAAUUUCACUGCUCGCUGGAACAUUCAUCCAUUCGGGAGAAGCGCUUAUCCGUGCAGGAAGAAAUAUGGUUCCUUAUCCGCUCGAUGGAAGAGACACUGACAAUAUGUACCACUUAUACAAUCGAGAAGAAAGUCCUCGAUAUUUCAAAAGAGGUAAAUGAAGGACAGUUCAUUCUCUAUGGUUAGCGAUCAUGGGGAGAUACCCUUCUGAUUAUUAAACAAAUACUUCCUGCAUUUUACCUAUUUCAUUACCAUAUUAGUUAAAGCAGACUGUCACUACAGUCAGUAAGCCAUUCACUUCCAUCCAAUAAAUCAAUCAAUCAAUCAAUCAAUCAAUCAAUCAACCAAUCAACUAUUCUUACAUUUUUGUAGCAUUUUAGACACAUUGGGAGCCCUUAGACAUGAUGGGAAGAGGAAAGGCGCAGAACUGGGUUUAAGACAUUUUAGUUGAUACUAUAUUUUCUCUUCACCUGUUGUACGUAGAAACAAUGGAAACAAGUUCAUUCGUGCCUUCCUUCAUUCAUCCAGUCAAUCAAUCAAUCAAUCAAUCAAUCAAUCAAUCAAUCAUUUUUACAGCUUUUUCAUUCAUUUUUCCAUAGCUCACACCUCAGGGGCCCUUUGACAUAAUUUAAUUAAGGGUUGAAUGUUUUAUUAAUAUCUUAUUUUCUCUUGAUCUAUUUCAGAUAGAACGGAAAGGCGAGGAAUUAAAGCAUAAGCGCUAUACUGAGAACCCUCUAAAAAUCAUUUACAAAGAGAAGAAAAGAAUAGGAAAUUAACCAGAAAGCAUUUAAUGCUUAGAUGAAGUAGUUAUUUAUAAUUAUUCAUGUAUUUGAUGACGAUAAAGCCAGAAAUAAAUUGAGUUGAUGUUAUCAUACCAAGCACUAACGAAAAUAAAACAUUUGACGCGUGAGC